AUGCCACCAGUAUCUUCUUCCAAGGCUAAGAGAGACGCCAAGAGAGUCGAAAGAGAAAACAAGAAGCUUGAAGCCGGUAAGACGGUUAGAAAGUUUGGUAAGACCAAGGACAAUAGUGAACAAAAAGAUGAAGCAGACGUGGCUGCUGAAAAUGUUGCUGCAAUGAAAUUACAACAAGAUGAGGAAGGUAUCAGUGAUCGUGUCGUCACCGGUGUUUUGGACUCCUUGAAGACCUCUAGAGAUAUCAAGUUGUCCUCAGUUUCUCUACUUUUCCACGGUAAAGUUUUGAUUCAAGAUUCUAUUCUUGAAUUGAAUUAUGGUCGUCGUUACGGUUUGCUUGGUGAGAACGGUUGUGGUAAAUCCACAUUCUUGAAAGCCUUGGCUGCCAAGGAAUUCCCUAUCCCAGAAGCUAUCGAUGUGUACCUUUUGGAUGAACCUGCUGAACCUAGUGAAUACUCUGCCUUGGAGUAUGUUGUUAGAGAAGCAGAAAAUGAGUUGAAGCGUUUGGAAGAGUUAGUUGAAAAGAUCAUCAUUGAUGAAGGUCCAGAAUCUGAUUAUUUGGAAUCAUUAUACGAAAGAAUGGAUUCUUUGGAUCCUGAUACUUUCGAAACCAGAGCUGCUAUCAUCUUGGUUGGUCUUGGUUUCAACAAGGACACCAUCCAAAAGAAGACUAAGGACAUGUCUGGUGGUUGGAAAAUGCGUGUUGCCUUGGCUAAGGCUCUUUUCGUUAAGCCAACCCUAUUGCUAUUGGAUGACCCAACUGCGCACUUGGAUUUGGAAGCCUGUGUUUGGUUAGAAGAAUAUUUGAAGAGAUUUGACAGAACUUUGGUUCUAAAUUCCCACUCUCAAGAUUUCUUGAACGGUGUCUGUACCAACAUGAUCGAUAUGAGAUUGCAGAAAUUGACCAGUUUUGGUGGUAACUACGAUUCCUAUGCCAAGACUCGUUCUGAAUUGGAAACUAACCAAAUGAAACAAUACAAUAAGCAACAAGAAGAAAUUGCUCACAUUAAGAAGUUCAUUGCAUCCGCUGGUACUUAUGCCAACUUGGUUAGACAAGCUAAGUCCAGACAAAAGAUUCUAGAUAAGAUGGAGGCUGAUGGUUUGGUCCAACCUGUCGUGCCAGAUAAGGUCUUCUCAUUUAGAUUCCAAGAAGUGGAAAGACUACCACCACCAGUGUUAGCAUUCGAUGAAAUCAGUUUUGCCUACGACGGUAAUCCUGAACACAACUUGUACGAAAACUUGAACUUCGGUGUUGAUAUGGAUUCCAGAAUUGCCCUUGUGGGUCCAAACGGUGUUGGUAAAUCUACUUUGUUGAAGAUUAUGACUGGUGACCUAACUCCACAAGCUGGUCGUGUUUCUAGACAUACUCACGUUAAAUUAGGUGUCUACUCUCAGCAUUCUCAAGAUCAAUUAGAUUUGACUAAAUCUGCCUUGGAAUUCGUUCGUGAAAAAUACUCUCACAUUUCUCAAGAUUUCCAAUACUGGAGAGGUCAAUUAGGUCGUUACGGUUUAACUGGUGAUGGCCAAAAGGCUCAAAUGGGUACUUUGUCUGAAGGUCAACGUUCUCGUGUUGUCUUUGCCCUACUGGCCCUACAAGCUCCAAACAUUCUACUAUUAGACGAACCUACAAACGGUCUCGAUAUUCCAACUAUUGAUUCGCUUGCUGAAGCCAUCAACACUUUCAACGGUGGUGUCGUCGUUGUUUCCCACGAUUUCAGAUUAUUGGAUAAAAUUGCCCAAGAUAUCUUUGUCGUCGAAAACAAAACCGCUUACAGAUGGGACGGUUCCAUCUUGGAAUACAAGAACAAAUUGGCAAAGAACGUCGUUUUGUAA
Molecule: messenger RNA, 1833 nt
Organism: Zygosaccharomyces rouxii
Lineage: Eukaryota; Fungi; Ascomycota; Saccharomycetes; Saccharomycetales; Saccharomycetaceae
Gene: ARB1
Product: ATP-binding cassette family ATPase ARB1
Exons: 1
Coding region: 1-1833 (610 amino acids)
Molecular function (GO): ATP hydrolysis activity; ATP binding
Source: RefSeq, a predicted model, not a curated record